Aplysia californica (California sea hare) is the source of this 2289-nucleotide messenger RNA. RefSeq lists its product as uncharacterized. Gene Ontology annotation, cellular component: membrane; intracellular membrane-bounded organelle. The record is from RefSeq and is a predicted model, not a curated record. NCBI's taxonomy places the organism in Eukaryota, Metazoa, Mollusca, Gastropoda, Aplysiida, Aplysiidae.
CUCUCUAAAGAUGCUGCGAAUGGCACACAGUGGUGCAUCUGGAAGAAAAACGAAAAAACAGCAAAUGGUGGGCCCGACAUCAUGGUGGAUGUUCUGAUUCCCUGCGCGCUGUCAUCGUCUCUAAGGAAAGAGAUUUGUGAAGCAGAAGUAUUCUUUCUGUGAAGCGAAGACAUGUUUUGACGUCAUCUCCUAACUAUACUACUGCGACGUCAUCAUCGAGUUGUAAUGUGACAUUAUCGGCCUAGAAAUAUCGCGAGUUAUUGUGACGUCAUCAGCAAAGGAGUAUAGUGAGAUAUUGUGACGUCAUCGGCAAAUACAUAUCUUGAGAUUUUGGGACGUCCCAGGCAAGAGACUCCGUGGGUCCUUUAACAAAGAGAUACUGUGACGUCAUCAUUAUGAGCUCGUCAGAAGAAGACGCAUUUCAGGACGCUUACGUCGCAGUGGGCAGCCUGGAGAGCGAGAGGUUUUUCGACGCUACUCCCGGUUCUUGGGCAGAAGAAAAAGGGCCGGCCCAUCAUCUAGUCUCUGAUCGUGAGCGAUUCCCUCAUUACGAAGGUAAUAAGUCUGAAGUUAAUCGUUUCCCUAUAGAUUUUAUUGACAACGUACACGGCGGUGAAACGUCAAGAGAUGAAGACGAUGAUGGCGACGAGGAUAAGAAUGAAAAUUGUCCUCGAGAAGGGAGGACUCUGACUAACAAAAUCGCUCCAAUAGAAACUAGUUCAGAAACGAGCGAAAGGGAUGGUUUCUACUCCGAUAUCGCACUACUAUCAGAAGAGGUGGAUAAAAACAGUGACGAGAGUCCUCGUCCUCGAAGUCAGGUUAUCAGAGGGGCAGAUACAAAAGUCAUUCACGGACCGGAAGAAACGGACGGAAGAGUAAAAGAACAGUUAUGUGAGGUCAGUGACCCUGAAGAUACAAACAGUCGUUUUAUUGUCGAUAGUUCGGAUUCCGUCAUUCCUCAGCUAGAUGCUGAUAGUGCACGUUUGGUAGCCGGUGUGCUGCAAACAGAUGACCAUUUGGUGGAUGAUGUGGAUAGUGUUGCAAGAGCAGGUAGAGUGACUGAUGGAUUGGGUCAUGCUGAAAGAAUAGACCCUAAACAAAAUGAUGAUGAUCUGAAACCAUCCAAUGUUUCGGAGAGCAAAAUUGUCUCUCCCUCUUCGACGAACGUUUUCCCAGGAUUUUCUGAGAAAAAAGAAAACGCCGUGAAGCCAGAUGAUUCAGACAGUGUGAGGUCUCCUCAGAUUGAGGAGCAGCAACGAUUUGAUUCGAAAAGUUCGCCUGGAUCUAUCGCUUCUUCAGAAUCAGAAACUGCAAUCGGGUCUAAUGGUGAGUCUUGUGAGUCAUCCCAGUCAGCUCAACAGGCCAGCUCUGAUGAGGAGUUUCAUUAUAAUAUGUCUGAGAAUGAGUUGAACACAUUUAGGGAUGAGGAUGACUUAUUACAUACAGCAGGAGACACCUGCGCUACACACUCGCUGCGCGUGUCAGGUGGGUUAAACAAGGGUAGCAACAGCACAGAGGCCGCACAGACACGAGCUUACAAUACAAACAACGAUGUUGCUCCCGAUUCUUCUUCUCAAAGGAAACAUUUACGUAGCAAAGAGACAGAACAACUUGGCUGCCUACCAGAAGUUCCACAACCGCGUCAUAUCUUGUCUUCUCUUCCCUCCCCAUGCACAAACUCUACCCACAAAGACAGCAGAGAUAAUUCUGUUUCCAAGACUCGGCCUUCCAUUUCUGGCAUAACUGAUGAAAGUGCGUUCGCUCAAAAAGCGCCGAAAAAUCCUUCAACCAAACUUCUUCAUAGCCCUACUCUCAUCCGAUACGACAGCCCAAUGGUGGACGAGCAGGCUCCGCCGACUCAGCCGUCUGGCUCCAUCACUCCAUCUGUGACGUCAGAACAUUCUGCCAACGUUCCCGUAGUAACCGCCGCCGCUCGCGGAAUGAAGAAUGACGUCAUCAAAGUUGGUGCUUCUACUCAGCAGAGUAUGGAGAGGGUUCAUGCUACAUCUUCAGAAGACAACAGCUAUGGCGUUGUCGAUGACGAAAGGACACCGUUGCUGUGUAGCCGAAACGAAAUCAAAGUGUAUCGGCGGCGGUGGUACGUUCUAUUUCUGUUCUGUCUCAGCGCCCUCUUGCAGGGUUUGAACUGGGGCACAUGGGGCCCAAUCACACAGUCUCUGAAGGCGGCGUUUGAUUGGACGGACGGGUCGGUGGCUCGGUUGGCUCUGGUUGGGAACACGUCAUACGUCAUCUUCUCUGUGCCUGUCUGUCUGAUGGUGGAGAGGAAAG